Molecule: messenger RNA, 3123 nt
Organism: Anneissia japonica
Lineage: Eukaryota; Metazoa; Echinodermata; Crinoidea; Comatulida; Comatulidae
Product: protein FAN-like
Exons: 25
Coding region: 111-2885 (924 amino acids)
Molecular function (GO): protein binding
Source: RefSeq, a predicted model, not a curated record
GAUGAAUUUUUCACACUUUGAACUUUCACCAUCAAAACAACCCAUCUCGCGCACACAGGGAGUACAGACAGCAGUAUUUUUUUCGUACAGAAUCUGAAAAAAAAGUAGCAAUGGCUUUUGUUGAUGCUAAAAACGAUUGUCUUCAGAAAGAGAGGUUUUCUCUACUAUUACUUGAACCGGGUGAAAUAUAUCUUGAGGACUACAGCGUGUAUUACUAUCGCAAUGAUUUAUCAGAGAAUGAAGCAAUUCAAAGGAAAGUCCGAGGUCGUCUAAAAGUGUGUUCCAAAUCCAUCGUCUUUACGCCGCAAGAUUCUCGUUAUCCUAUUGUAAAGUUUAUACUUAGAAACUGUGACAGAAUUUCUCGUUGGACUGGCGCCCUUCUUUCAAAACUUGGUAAUAAUGUUAUAGCCAUAGAAUCCAGGCAGACAGUAGAAAUGAAACAUGAUGAUGUAAUAGGACCAUACCAUUUUAAUAAGGAAAAUAGCAAAUAUAUGUUCUCCCUCAACUUCGUCUCUCCUGAGAAGGUUCUACCACAGAUGUGCCAACUUCAUCGGGCCUCGCAGCUCACGCCGGCAGAUCAGAAUGCAAUGGUAUCGACCAUUAUUCAGUCUCUACAAAACAGGGUCAGUUUCGAUACCAGUUGGCUUGGCAACCUGUACGAACAACUCGUCAUGGAAACAAGCUGUGAUCGAAUCUCUCCCCUUGUUGUGAACCCUGGUCGAAUUAUGCUGACCUCAUCACGACUCUACUUUCAGCCGUUUAAUAACCUAGAACCAGAUCCAGUCACGAAGAUUAAUUUAUCACAAAUGAAGCGAAUCGUAAAACGUAGAUUUUUACUACGGCAGGUGGGCUUAGAGAUAUUUUGUUCCAAAGAUUCUUUAAUAGCUGACAUGUUUAUAGUUCUUCCAUCACCAGUAGAACGAGAUCAACUUUACAAUAAGAUGAUAGAGCAAGAUGAUGUAAGUUUGAUGGAGAAUGAUAAGCAAAAUAUGCUUUUGAAAUGGCAAAGUGGGAGUGUAUCCAAUCUUGAUUAUCUGCUAUAUCUAAACAGUGAAGCAGAUCGCAGCUUUAAUGAUUUUACGCAAUACCCAGUCUUUCCAUGGAUAAUAGCAGACUACACCAGUCCAACCCUUGACCUGAAUGAUCCUAAAACAUUCCGUGAUUUGAGUAAACCAAUAGGAGCUCUAGAUGCAAAGAGGUUAGCAAGAUUUAAGGAAAGAUGUGCUGACAUGCCUGAGCCUCGGUUCCUGUAUGGUUCCCAUUACUCCACCCCUGGAUAUGUUUUGUAUUACCUGGUUCGAGUCGCUCCAGAGUACAUGCUUUGUUUACAGAGUGGCAGGUUUGACCAGCCUGACAGACUCUUCAACUGCAUUCAAGAAACAUGGGGAAAUGUUCUGUCUCUCCCAUCCGAUGUUAAGGAGCUUAUUCCGGAGUUCUACCUGCCGGAAUAUGCAGACUUCCUUGUUAAUAAGCAGUCGUUGAACUUGGGUGUAAGACAGGAUGGAUCAAAGGUCAACAACGUGGAGUUACCACCAUGGGCUACAGACGCUAAAGAUUUCUGCACUAAGUGUCGGGAAGCCCUGGAAAGCGACUAUGUAUCCACACAUCUACACAAAUGGAUUGAUCUCAUAUUUGGCUUCAAACAACGCGGCAAAGAAGCUGAAAAAUACGACAACUUGUUCUACUAUCUGACCUAUGAAGGUGCUGUUGAUAUAGAAAGUAUCAGGGAUCCAAAUGAGAGAGCUGCCAUCAAGGCUCAGAUUAUGGAGUUUGGCCAAACCCCCAGGCAAUUGUUUACCAAGCCCCAUCCUACAAGGUUUCCGUCAGCCAAAACUGAACAGCUUGAUACAAGUCCAGAAAAUGGUCAAUUAGAAGUAGAUGAUGACGAAAAUGAUGAGGAGGAAUAUUUAGAUGAUGAUGUCAUAGAAAGUGAGGUUGUUGACCAGUAUGAGUGUGUAGAAGAUGAAUUACCACAGACGAAGGAUUGGUCACAAUUAGCAAACCUUUUACCAUAUCAACGUCACAAACUGCAUCGGGACACUGUAACAUCACUGUGUUUGUCUGCUGAUAAUAAACAUGUGUAUUCUGUAUCACAAGCUGGAGUUUUUAAAGUAUAUUCAUUUGAGGAGCAACAGCAGGUUCGUGGAAUCAACCUGUCGUCGAUGCCACUAUCUUCCAUCAUCUUACUACCAAAUGAGAAACUUGUGCUGAUUGCCAGUUGGGAUGAUUCUGUGUAUUUAUAUUCAAUGGAAUAUGGACGUGUCGUAAGCCAGUUAACACUACAUGAUGAUGCUGUUUCAGCCAUGUGCUGGCAAGAUAAUAUGCUUUUUACAGGAUCAUGGGACUCUACAAUCAAGGUGUGGGCUUAUGAUCCGGAAGCUGAUCCAAAGAAGCUUGCUGUUAAACCCAUUAUGGAACUUGAUCAUGAAUCAGGGGUUAGCUGUAUUCAUGUAAACAGUAAUAAUUCACAAAUCUUAAGUGGUACCAAAGAUGGCAUUGUCUACUUAUGGGAUGUUGAAUGUCAGUCAGUUCUCCGCCAGACGCAGUCUCAUGUUGGCGCAGUAACCUGUGUAAAAUUUAGCAUAGAUGGUCAGCGAAUGGUUUCAUGCGGUGAAGACUGCUACAUGCGUGUUGUUGACAUUAACACCGGAACUGAGAUACUCGCCAAGGACUUAGGCCAGAAUAUCAGCUGUCUAUGUUGGCCCCAAAAUUACUUGAUAGCCGGUGGGCAGGGCGAGUUACUUGUUUGGGACAUGGCCAAGGCACAGUUGGUGACAAAGAUCAAGGCGCAUGGUAGUAUGAUUGCUUCAAUGUAUAUGGGUUCAGAUUUACACCUGGUCACCGGUGGGGAGGACAGGAACGUCAUAUUAUGGAAGAGGUCGUAAGGAAAAGCAGAACGUGGAUGCUAAUGGUUCUAACAAUACUUCAUAGAUAUAUUACUGCCAAGACUUUGUUUCGCAAUUGAAUGUGCAGACAAGUUCCCGCUGUCCUGUUGUGUUUGCUUAGGGUUUGUUCACAAUUAUCAAUUAUUUUCACAAGUGUACAAAUAGUACGCAAUAGGAAGGGGGAGGGGGGUAGACAAAUUUGUACACUUUUACAUAUGUAUUUAAAUUGUUAUGACCA